Sinocyclocheilus rhinocerous is the source of this 438-nucleotide messenger RNA. RefSeq names its product cytidine deaminase-like. Gene Ontology annotation, cellular component: cytosol. The record is from RefSeq and is a predicted model, not a curated record. Lineage: Eukaryota; Metazoa; Chordata; Actinopteri; Cypriniformes; Cyprinidae. The transcript is spliced from 4 exons. Bases 1 to 438 code for a protein of 145 amino acids. Gene Ontology annotation, molecular function: zinc ion binding; cytidine deaminase activity.
AUGAAUAGCUGGAGCCCAGAAGCACUUGUUCGGAAGUCUCAGGAAGCCAGAAAUCAGGCGUAUUGUCCCUACAGCAAGUUCAGAGUUGGAGCAGCUGUCUUAGCAAGCAAUGGAACCGUGUUCACAGGUUGUAAUGUAGAAAACGCAUGCUAUACUGCUGGACUGUGUGCUGAGAGGACUGCUAUCUCUAAAGCUGUGUCUGAGGGACAUACCAGCUUCAAAGCCAUCGCAAUUGCCAGUGACCUUGAAGACCGCUUUAUUUCUCCAUGUGGAGCCUGCAGGCAGUUCAUGAGAGAGUUUGGCUCACAGUGGGACGUUUAUCUGUCAAAAUCUGAUGGAUCUUACAAACUGAUGACAGUGGAGGAGCUCCUGCCGUGUUCAUUUGGUCCUGAAGACCCGAGGACAGGAGAAAACACUGUUGGCAAUUCAAAACUGUAA